Messenger RNA from Hippocampus comes (tiger tail seahorse), 1367 nucleotides. RefSeq names its product eukaryotic translation elongation factor 1 delta a (guanine nucleotide exchange protein) (gene eef1da). Gene Ontology annotation, cellular component: eukaryotic translation elongation factor 1 complex; cytosol. Gene Ontology annotation, molecular function: guanyl-nucleotide exchange factor activity; translation elongation factor activity. Gene Ontology annotation, biological process: translational elongation. The transcript is spliced from 10 exons. Bases 100 to 1329 code for a protein of 409 amino acids. The record is from RefSeq and is a predicted model, not a curated record. NCBI's taxonomy places the organism in Eukaryota, Metazoa, Chordata, Actinopteri, Syngnathiformes, Syngnathidae.
GCACACUCGUCCUCUUCCGGUUGGAUUACAGCCGAAACAGCACGCUCAGGGACUAGUCCAAAGGCUUAAAACGUCGAAUAAAACAACCAGCAAAGCGGGAUGGAUCAGUUGAUGUCCGAGCAGGGAGCGGCGCCUAAGCCCGCCGCCACGCCAGAGAGGAGCAUCAUCAGCGGCGACAACCAACAAUUCGUCAAGAUGCGGCGCCACGCCCGCUUGUCCCAGUCGGAGAACCAGAGCUCGGGGCCCGAGGAAGAGCGCUUGGGCUCCUCCGCGGAGGCCGGCGGCUCCUACGGACGAAGCCCCGGCGUCCGCGGCGAGAUCUUCAAGCCGCUGUCGUCCUCGCCGAGGAGCCCCAACACCAGGGGCCACUGGGCCAAACGGCACCAGCAGGACGGCGCCCACAUCCCCACGGUCAAGUCGUCCGGCACGCCCCACCGGCGCUACAGCAGAGGCCGCUACCGCACCUCGUCGGAGACCGAGAAGGGCGGCCGAGGGAGCAGGGAGCCCAAGUCUCGGCGGAAGGGCCUGUCUGAGAGCGACAAAAGCGCCAACAUGAGUGGACUUGAGUGCCUCACUGCCGAGAAGGUCUGGUUCGACAAGCACCGUUACGACGAGGCCGAGAGGAAGUUCUACGAGGGUGCCAACGGAACCGCCCCCAAGCAGCAACAGGUGAAAAGCGCUGCGCAGCACAAAGGGCGACCGCAAAAGCGCCAGCACAGAAAUUCUUCCUCACAUUCAAGCGAGCAGGAGCUGAUUGUCCGCAUGAAGAGCCUGGAGGCGGAGAACCACACUUUGCAAAAAGUGGUGGGCGAUAUGAGGGCCGUGCUGCAGAAGCUUGAGGCCAGAGUGGCUCAGCUGGAGAAGACGCCCGCAGCCGUCGCCUCAGUCAAGGCUGCUCCCGUCCAAGCAGCUCCUGCUAAACGGGUGGAGGAAAAUGGGGACGACGACGACGACGUGGACUUGUUCGGCAGCGACGACGAAGAUGAUGAGGAGGCGGCCCGUCUCAAGCAAGAGCGCGUGGAAGCCUACGCCGCCAGGAAAGCCGCAAAGCCCACCCUGAUCGCAAAGUCGUCCAUCUUGUUGGACGUCAAGCCUUGGGACGACGAAACGGACAUGGCCAAGCUGGAAGAGUGCGUGCGCUCGGUGCAGCUGGACGGGCUCCUGUGGGGUGCGUCCAAACUGGUGCCGGUGGGCUACGGCAUCAAGAAGCUGCAGAUCAACUGCGUGGUGGAGGACGACAAAGUGGGCACGGACAUCUUGGAGGAGGAGAUCACCAAGUUUGAGGACUUUGUGCAAAGUGUUGACGUUGCCGCCUUCAAUAAGAUCUGAACUAAGUGCUGCUGUUUAAUGGUAAUGGUUCAAUAAAA